Messenger RNA from Diabrotica balteata, 2494 nucleotides. The record is from the annotation of a GenBank genome assembly. NCBI's taxonomy places the organism in Eukaryota, Metazoa, Arthropoda, Insecta, Coleoptera, Chrysomelidae.
UGCAGGAUACGCGUACAUGAAUGGGGAUGUUGGCAAAGUGCCUUCAGGGGUGGUGUUCAGUACCACCCCUGAGUCAAGCUCUGCCAUGGGUACCCAUCCAGACUAUGUAGCCGUUAAUGGGGUAGCAGAGGGAGCUGAGGGGCCUAGUCCUCUAACUCCCUCAGCUCCCCAAGAAAAUGCCUCUCAGUCAGCUUACCCCUUGCCACAGCUUAAGCAAAUGCUUGCACAGCAAUUGGAAUAUUACUUUUCUAGAGAAAAUUUAGCAAAUGAUACGUACUUAUUGUCACAAAUGGACAACGAUCAGUACGUGCCUAUAUGGACGGUAGCAAAUUUCAAUCAGGUUAAGAAAUUAACCAAAGAUAUCAAAUUGAUCACCGAAGUAUUACGCGAAUCGCCGAAUGUUCAAGUAGAUGAAGAAGGUUUGAAAGUUCGUCCUAAUCACAAAAGAUGUAUAGUUAUUUUACGCGAGAUUCCAGACAAUACACCCAUCGAAGAAGUUAAGAAUUUGUUCGCGGGUGAAAAUUGUCCUCGAUUUAUUUCCUGUGAGUUUGCUCAUAAUACUUCUUGGUAUGUGACGUUUGAAUCUGACGAGGAUGCCCAAAGGGCAUACCGAUAUUUAAGAGAAGAAGUGAGAGAAUUUCAGGGAAGACCUAUUAUGGCGAGAAUAAAGGCUAAACCCAUGAACCGAUUGCCGAUUCCACCAGUGACAGGAGUGAAAAAUGGUUUCAGGGCUACACCACCUCCAACCGCUGUAUAUGAUCCGGCGGCGUUUCCACCGGGUCAACAGAGGUUUAUCUACACAAAUGGUACUCCUGGACAACCGUUACCUGCCUAUAAUCAAGUAGUAUAUCCUCCUUACCAACCGCAACAAUUUUACGCUUCGGUCGCCUGGCCUCCGUCCGGUCCGGGUUUGUACGACAUUAGCUCUGUGUUCUCUGUGAACGGGCUGGCUCCGCAGAACUUUAAACAUCCAACGACUUAUCGUACGAAUCAAAACAGACCUCGUAAGCAAUCGAGGAGUGCUGGUCAAAGUGACCAAUCUUCACAGGGUUCUCAGGGUGGUGGUAGUAAUGGACAAGGCAGCUCUAGGCAAGCCAUUUCUUACCAAGCGCGUUCUCACUCACCUUUAAAUAGCAGUAGUAAAGGAAACCCUUCCAAAGGAUCAACUUCGGAAGGUGCAAUUCCAAAAAAUAGCCAUAUUCACAAUGUAGCUAAUGAUAAUAAUGAGGCUCACAUAGCUAAUCAUACCACUCCUAUUGGCCUACCGGUAAUGCACGCAGACCCAGUGGACAUGUAUAAAGUAGCAAAAGAAGUAAUUCCACCUAGGCAUCGUAGGAAAAAGCGUGACGAGGAUGGAGCUUUGAAUGGGCAGUCAGUUCAGACACAAACUAGGGAACCAGUCAAUUCCAGAGGAACUGAAUUUGAUUUGAUCGAAGAAGCAUUUCCUCCUCUGCCAGGUUUAGAUAUGGGUUCCCAGCCAAAUUACAAACAUCAAGUAACAAAUUCCAUCCUAGAAGUAACUCUUUCAUCCCAGUCGUUGAUAGAGACUCAGCCAGUACCACAACAAGGACAUUGGGGAGAGAACAGACUUGCUGAUGUUGUGAAAGGUACAGCAAAAUUUAAAGGCAGCAGUGUUGGAGGAAGCAGUAAGGAAUCGAGCAGUGGUGGUGGCGACGAUUCCCCUAGAGCUGUGUCUCCGCAACAUUUUCCUUUGUGCAAUCAAACUACUAGACAAAAUUCAGUAUCGACUUCUACGGGUCCACUUGACUGUAAAGAUGUCUCAUCCGAAAGUGGGGACAUUCAGCUUAGUACAGUUACGCUUACACCUCCAAGUUCGCCCGAAAAAUUAGUUCCUGCUCUACCAAUCAAAUGUACCAUGGCUGACAAAUCAACAAAAACUGACGAUGUUCUUCUUAAUGGUGAUUUGGAUGUGCCAUGUCCCACUACCACAAACGCUGCCACCAUGACCACAGUUGUGCCAACAGAAGCCCCGUCGCGGUCAGGGGUGGCUGUAACUACUACUAAUAGUACUAAGAAUCAUAUACCGGUACAUAGGCAGGAUUCCAAAUCAGAAACUUCGAGACAUGUUUCUAUUUCUCCUCCUCCUAUGAUCGACUAUUCAGGUAACCCCCCUCGAAAAAGUUAUGCUCAAGUUGCACAACAUCACAAGGAUGCUCACGUCCAGAAAGAGCAACAAGUCAAGGAUAAACAAAUCGAGGCUUCAUCGACGUCAGUACCUUCAACAAAAACAACUCAAUCAAUAACGAAUUAUACAACUAGUAGUAGUAACAAUCGUGGCCAAAUUGAACGUGAUAAUAAAGAUAGAGACAAUGGUCCACAACGAAUUGAAUCGGGUGGCAACGGAAAUCAGCAGCGGUACAAUGGUAUGAAUCGUGGCGGAGCCAGAUCGGGCCAUGAGAGGUCUCAGCGGAGACGAACUGAAAUGAGAACAUCCCAACUGCGUGACUUUGUGACUCCCCGAUCUCCGAAGUAG